AACACUGUCCUGUUAGAUAUAUCAGUCGAGUAUAUGUAAAAAGCGAAGAAAAGGUAAACACGCUUUUUUUAUUAGUAGUAUUAUAGCAAAGGUGACUAAGUGAUGCUGGUUAGCUUGCUGUGCUAAGUGGUGUUGCUAGCUUGUUAGCUGCAUGGCUAGGUGGCUAGUAACCCAGCUGGGAUGAGUGAAAGCUAACGCUGCUUGUGGCUUGGAUCACUGGCUCUCUGGAUGUAAACAGAUUGAAGCUCAGUAUCUGUGAGUCACAGAUUGUUCAGGAGGAGAAAUGUAUUCAACACAGAGGAAAGACUUUGUCUCUGUGACUCUGGGAGAGUGCAGCUACAAUAACGGAAAGCACAGGAGGCAGUCAUGCUGGAGGAAAUGGAAGCAGUUUUCCCGGUUGCAGCGCAGUCUGAUACUGUCUCUCUUCUCCAUUCUGUUCGUCGGCGGGAUCUUCUCUUACCCCAACCUCUCUCAGCAAUGGACAGAUUUGUCUGACGGAUCACUGCGUGUUGUUGGGGAUGACCUGCAGAAGCGGGGUUUCCACCCCAUCCCCUCAGAUCAGAUCCUAAAACCCGUACCUGAGGUCAUACACAAGGAGCCUCCUGAGCCACAGAGACCGAAUGCCUUCGUCCUUCCCAAACCUCCAGCUUUGAAGAAACCUCCGAGCAAGCGAGGUCCUCUAGGCCUGCAGAAACAAGGAAAUGUGUCAGACUGGCAGGUGAAGGACAAACAGGAAGCAGCCGUCAGAGGAGAAGAAGAGCAGGAGGAAGAAACGCAGACAGUCAUUAGCUGGCGAGGGGCCAUGAUCGAAGCAGUGCAGGACGCUGAGCCGCAGGAGGCAGCAGGAGCCGCAGAGGUUGAGGAAGCCGUCCCAUUACAAAUAGUCCCAGUGAACCCAGUGGAUCGGGUGGAGGCUGUCAGAGAAGCAUUCAGGCAUGCAUGGAAAGGCUAUAAAGCGUUUGCUUGGGGUCAUGAUGAGCUGAAGCCUGUUUCGAAGACAAACAGGGAGUGGUUCGGUUUGGGUCUCACCCUCAUAGAUGCACUCGACACCAUGUGGAUUCUUGGCUUGAAAGAAGAGUUUGAGGAAGCCAGGAGAUGGGUAGAGACAGAGUUAUCAUUCUCCAAGAACGUUGAUGUGAAUCUUUUUGAGACCACCAUCCGCAUUCUCGGAGGCCUCCUGAGCACUUAUCACCUUACAGGAGACACUCUGUUCCUGAACAAGGCUAAAGAUAUUGGUUCUAGAUUAAUGCCUGCUUUCAAGACGCCAUCCAAGAUCCCUUUUUCUGAUGUGAAUAUCGGGAAAGGCACUGCUCACUCACCACGCUGGACCACCGACAGCACUGUAGCUGAGGUCACCAGCAUUCAACUGGAGUUUCGUGAGCUCAGCAGGCUCACUCAGGACCCACAGUAUCAGAACGCAGUGGAUGAGGUGAUGAAGCUGGUCCACAGGCUGGAUGGGAAGCGUGAUGGUCUUGUGCCCAUGUUUAUCAACACAAACAGCGGCAAGUUCACGCACCGCGGAGUGUUUACUCUGGGAGCCCGCGCAGACAGCUACUAUGAAUACCUGCUUAAACAGUGGCUACAGGGAGGGAAAAAGGACAUCACGUUACUGGAGGACUACCUUCAGGCUGUUGAAGGGGUGAAGAAAAAUCUACUUAAACAGACAGCUAGUAAGCACACCUUUGUAGGAGAGCUAUCUCAUGGACGUCUGAACCCCAAAAUGGAUCAUUUGGUGUGUUUUCUCCCGGGCUCACUGGCUCUGGGAGCACAUAAUGGCCUGCCAGCUGACCACAUGGAUCUGGCUGUGCAGCUGAUGGAGACGUGCUAUCAGAUGUAUGUGCAGAUGGAGACCGGCCUGAGCCCCGAGAUCGCCCACUUUAACCUGUACAGCCUCAACGGCCAUGAUAUAGAUGUCAAACCGGCAGACAGACACAACCUCCUGAGACCUGAGACAGUGGAGAGUCUGUUCUACAUGUACAGAUUCACCAAGGAUAAGAAAUACAGAGACUGGGGCUGGCAAAUAAUGGAGAGCUUCAACAAGUACACCAGGGUCCCCAGUGGAGGCUACACGUCCAUAGGGAACGUACGCGACGCGGUCAAUCCCAUCCCCAAGGACAAGAUGGAGAGCUUCUUCCUCGGAGAGACUCUGAAGUACCUCUUCCUGCUGUUCUCUGACGAUUCUGAGCUGAUUAAUUUGGAUAAGUAUGUUUUCAACACUGAGGCUCAUCCUCUCCCUAUCUGGCCUUCUGCAUCAUGACCUGUGCUGGAGCUGUAGAGGCUGAAGCUUCUACAUGCUGGGAGCUGGGAUCCUCCAGAGCUCUUCAUCUGAAUCAGAGCUCAAGUGCAAUGGUUAAUCAUUUUAGAUGUAAAGGUUGUUAAAUAAUUUGUCUCCAUCCACACACUCGCUAUUAGAGAUAAAUUUCCAGUAUAAGUAGGUUAUUGCUGCUUGUCAUCCACAUUUUAGGGCUUAUCUUACUUGCGUAAGACAGCUUAGAUUACAUGCUGUAAAAAUGGCAGGCAUUUCUGAUGCAAAAUGAAGUAUUACUUUGCCGUUUUUAUAUCUUCUUGUGUAUUGACGCACGUGAGGUUUUUCAUUUCGUCUUGUUGACGUGACAAGCUCUUACACAGGGGACCUACAGACACAUUUCUGAGUGUUACAUUUAUGAGAUACAGGAUGCAUUUAGGACCACAUUGAAUAGUGAGCCGUUUGUUUUUAAGAGUUAUAUUUUAUUUGAUGGCUCUAAGGCUCGGGAGAUUUUAUUUGUUUCUGUUCACUUCAUCUGACAGCUUUAGCACUUUAGUAAAAGCCCACGACUUGAUUUAGUGGCGUUCCCUCAGGAGCCUCUUGAGCUGCAGCACUGUUUUGUGUUGUGAUCCACAACUUCACCAGCUGUAAGACAAAACUCCAGCUAGACUUUUGAGUCGUGACAAAAACGACCCUGUUUAAAAAGAUUUAAAGGAGCUGCAUGUAAUUUUGGAUGCUUCUGCUACCUGUGAGGUGAAUUGCAAUGAAAACAAUGACAAGCUUCCUAAGGCUUGAUUUAUAUUUCUGUCUUUUUGUAUCUCGAAGCUUCAUGCAUAGGUGUCUGCCAGCAUACUUGCAGUUAAAGGAAAACUCCACCCUGAAACACAUAUGUUUAUACUGAAAUAUUUGUGACGUGUUUAGUGAUUCUCGUGCUGAUUUGUUUGAAACUUCGUGUGAGAGGUUAGCUGUGGUGUGCUGUGCUGUGCUGAAGUCACAGGGAGACAUUGCUAGUGCAGUUACGAUGGAGCUUAAUAGGAGAAAUAUUUUAACCUAUCUCAAACGUUAGGGACAAUGGUCAGGUUUCAUUGUUAGCUCCUAAAAACAAAAAAGCAAAAGCUUCUUUUCUCACUCAUCGUUUUCCACAGUGUCAUAUUCAUUAGAAAGACAAUGUAGAUGUAGUGGAGACAGCAAACGUGGCUCUCAAAGUCCCAGAGUGUACAGAUGAGCAGUUGAGAGAGCUGGAAAGACUAAAAGACUAAAGCACUGCUGCAUCACUCUAAAAAAAAAACUUUCAUCACAAAAUAAAUAUUGUAUGCCACUUAAGAUCACAAGUUAAUUAUAAAGAUUCAUAUGCAAGUCAUUCAGGGUGUUUUUUUCCUAUAGUGGAUGUAGAACAUUUGGAUCUAAAGAAGAAGGAGGCAAGUGGAUAGUGAUAGAGUCGUACACACUGUACAUGAGGACUAUUUAUGGCGGCAUUACCUACCCGGAAACACUGUGUGUCUCUGCCUUAUUUCCCUAACAAAAACUUGUACAUGCUGCAAGUUUUUUUACUGAAACAUGCAAUCAGAAAUAAAAAAGAAAUAGCACAAAGUAAGCAUGACCGCUACUUAAACUUAGGUAGCAUGGCUGGCCCUACAGUUAUUUAUCAGCUUGCAUCUCAUGGGUUUGUGUUAAUGUUUACCUGAUGAACUCGACACAGAGAAAUGAAUCCCCACUUUGCAAAAUCACAUCCUUCCUAAUUCAAGUUAAUUGUUUUUUCUCUUUGCUUUUUUUUUCGUUUUGCAAAAAAACAUCAUUCAAUGUCUAAUAUUUCUUAAAAAGGGAAAAAAUAUCUCUUUAUUAAGAGUGUUUGUUUAUAUUUGGUGGAGUUUGACCAACUGCGUUAUACUGUGAGUGUGUACAAACAGAAGUAACUGCUAGAGUGGAGUAGAAAAAGAAACCAUACAUGAUCUCACCAAUCAGCAUUUGCCUGAUGCACAGCACCACACAUUCACAUUGAAACGUGCAGUCAGAAAUAAAUUUCACCUCCUGUGCGAGCCUCGGUGUGCUACACUUCCCCAUAAUCCUUUACUGUGAGUCGUGAUGCAACUAUGCAGAAAUAUAAAUCAUAACCGUAAGUGGUCUAGUUGAGCAGUUGAGUUGCCACUCGGGGUAGAGCUGAUUUCAGGGCCAGAAAAUUGCAUACAGAAGCCUGAAAUGAAGAAAUUAGUGAAAUCUAUUACAAGGCAAUAUUGUUUCUAAAGCCGUGGUUCUCAAAGUGGGCUCCAUGUAGGAUAGUCAAGGGGUCUGCUAUUUUUUUUAUUUAGUUUUUAAGUUAGUUAUUGAGUUCUUAUACUUAUUAGCCUGUUUGGCUCGUCACCUGAAAUUAAUUGAUUUAAUCUAAAACCCAAAAACAGGUCAAAUUUAGAAAUAGAGAGCUUCAUGCACUAGUAAAUAGAGAAAAUAUUAUUGUACACAUUUAAAUAAUAUUUGUCCUAUAAAUGUGUACUGAGGGGUCCUGUGAAUUAUUUCUUUUUCUAUAUACUUUUUUUUUAACUGCACUUUUGGGUUUAAAAUACCUUUAAAAAAUUAGGGUUUUAGACUUUUUACAGCAAGGGACUCCUUUAACCUAUUAAAAAAUCAACAGACCCCCUCAGUACAGAUUUAUUUUACAGACAUAAUUCAACUAUUCCGAUAUGAAGAUCAUUAUUAUUUGUUAAUUGGUUAUUAGGUAAUUGCUAAUUAAUUCAAUGUAUAUAAUAAUAUAUUGGUCAUUUAUUGGCACUGUAGAGUUUUUUUAUUCCAGAACUUUUAUUCCACUUACAGAACACAUUUUUAUUAAACUUGUCACAAGAUUUAUUGUCGUUAUGUAAAAUUCUCAUUAUUGAGUUAUUGGAUCUUGGAUUAAAUCCAUUCAAUUCUGUUGUCCAGGCUAAUAACUUAAAAAAAAAAAAAACUUUAUGAACUUUGGCAUUAAACCACUCAACUAAUGAGUACUUUACUCACCACUAAUCAUAAUUUAUUCAUUUACUCAUUGACAUUAACUUGCAUUGUUUUACACUAAAUAUGAGUCUGAGUUCACUACUUAAUAACUUGGCAACAGUAUUUAUAAUAAGCGUUUGUUGUGAUCAUUUUUUUGCUGUAAUCUUUAUAUAUGCAGCAGUGUUUGCCAAAACUUUGUGCCAUGUGUGGGAAAAAGAUUACAGAUACAGCCGUUUAAUGUGCAGUCAUUUUCAUUUCAGUGUUUGAGGGCUUAUUCUGGGUCAUGUCAUGCUUUAUUUUUUAUACCCUGUCAUUUUGGAGGCUUAUCUGUGAUAGGUUACAAUGUGCUCUAAACCUUCUGAAGGUCUCAGCUAAUACGUAGAUAAGCCUUCAGCGAAAUAGCAAAUUUCAUUGCAUUGUAAUUUAUUGCAGGAAUGAUCGACAGUUCCGUCCUGCCUACUCACUCACAGCAUGGUGGAAAACUCAAAAUUGUUUUCAUGCCUUUCGAAUCCUGAAAAUGAGUGUGAUGAAUGCAGAGUCUGCACGACUCUUUUUCCUCGCCAGCAGACAGGUUCUGGUGAUUCCCGUUUGUGCUUUACUAGCAUGCGCUCUCAAUAAAGGAGCUGUGAAGGGAGACAUGUCUCAGGGCCAAGAUGCUUUUAGUAAUGGCGUGUGUAUUCUCGUGUGUAUGUAAUGCGUUGAUGGAAAAACGUCCUGAAAAUAUGUCUAUCAUUAUUUAUUAUGAGUCUUUUACAGUUUCAUACACAAUAGCAACCAGUGAAGGACAGCCAUGAAAAAGGAUCGCAUUUACGCUAAUAUAUACACUCACUGGCCACAUUAUAAGGAACACCUGAACACCUGCUUAUUCAUGCAAUUAUCCGAUCAGCCAAUCAUUUUUCUGAACAAGAUGGGAAAAAGACCAGGCAAAAGGACCUGUUUUUCCAAUCUUUCCCAUCUUCAACUGUCCAGUUUCCUGUGAGCCUGUACCCACUCAGAUUCUUGUUCUUGGCUGACAGGAUUAGAUGUGGUCUUCUACUGUUGUUUCUCAUCCACCUCAAGGUUUGAUGUGUUGUGCAUUCUGAGAUGCUUUUCUGCUCACCACGGUUGCAAAGAGUGGUUAUUUGAGUUACUGUAGUCUUACUGUCAGCUUGAACCAGUCUGACCAUUUGGCUGAUUGGAUGAUUGCAUGACUGAGCAGGUGUAUAGGUGCUCCUAUUAAAGUGUCAGGUGAGUGUAUAUUACAGAUUUUUUUUUUUUUUAAGUAAUGCUUAAUAUAGUAUAGCAGCAAAAAAAAAAGAAAAAUAUCUCAUCUCAAUACAGUGUCUGCAUAAUGAACCAAACAACUCCCUUCUUACUGCUUUUGGCUGCUUCCUGUGUUUGUCAUCAGAUAUGUUUUAAGAUGAUUAACUGAACCUCUGUACCACAUUCUGUAAAUACAUUUCAUAAGAUUCCCCAAACUGUUUGAAUUUGAAAAAUAAAAAGCUUUGACUUGA
Pangasianodon hypophthalmus (striped catfish) is the source of this 6699-nucleotide messenger RNA. It is a transcript of the gene man1b1a, whose product is annotated as mannosidase, alpha, class 1B, member 1a. Gene Ontology annotation, cellular component: endoplasmic reticulum; membrane. Gene Ontology annotation, biological process: carbohydrate metabolic process; N-glycan processing. Gene Ontology annotation, molecular function: mannosyl-oligosaccharide 1,2-alpha-mannosidase activity; calcium ion binding. The record is from RefSeq and is a predicted model, not a curated record. The coding region runs from base 284 to 2257 and encodes 657 amino acids. Lineage: Eukaryota; Metazoa; Chordata; Actinopteri; Siluriformes; Pangasiidae. The transcript has 14 exons.